Xyrauchen texanus (razorback sucker) is the source of this 969-nucleotide messenger RNA. RefSeq names its product leucine-rich repeat-containing protein 3-like. Gene Ontology annotation, cellular component: plasma membrane. The transcript is spliced from 2 exons. The record is from RefSeq and is a predicted model, not a curated record. Bases 1 to 969 code for a protein of 322 amino acids. Gene Ontology annotation, molecular function: protein binding. NCBI's taxonomy places the organism in Eukaryota, Metazoa, Chordata, Actinopteri, Cypriniformes, Catostomidae.
AUGAAGACACCAACCGUGCUGCUGGUGGAGACUACAUUUUCCUCUGGUAUCGGCUCAACUGAUAAGAGUAAAGCUCUCACUGCUCUUAAUGCCUCCACCACCCUCCAGGAGGUGGCAAACCUUCAGGCUCAAGGGUUCAAAAAGCUCAGUGUCAAUCUUAACAAAGGAACAACUGGAACAAAAGUAUAUGUGUGGCACAUGAAAGAAGGUUGUGAAUCACAGAUCCAAAGCAUGGUUCUACUGAUCAAUCCUGACACUUGGAGCGUGUAUAAGAAGGAGGGAAUCAUUGUUAUUGACAAGAAUCUGAAUGAGGGCAACAAAGGCUGGCCAAUAUCCAGCCUCAAGGAGGGGGAGUUGCAACAGCACGCCGACCGGAGGGCACGUGGCCUUCCCAACAUUACACAACAUCUAUACCUGGAUAACAACCUACUGGUUACCAUACCAUCUGAUUCCUUUGUUGAUCUCCCCCUGCUGUUUGAGCUAGAUCUUUCACACAAUAGGCUGGUUCACCUGGAACCUGGAGCAUUCCUAGGUUUGGCUGGCUCAUUGAGCAGACUAGAUCUUUCCUCCAACCAGCUAGAGACCCUGGAUCCCAUGUUGUUGGGGGACCUCAGUGCCCAGACUAACCUCUCUCAUAACCCCUGGCUGUGUGACUGCCGUCUGCAACUGGCUAUGCCACAGCAGCUCUUGGAUCCAUCCUCGCUCGCUGAGGUGGUUUGCAACAAUUCUGAGCCAGAAGAGCUUGGGGCACAAGGUAUGCCAUUCAUCUUAGUGGCGGCUGAUCUCGACUUCUGUGCAGCACUCAGGAGGACCACUGACGUGGCUAUGCUGAUAACAAUGUUUGGCUGGUUUAUAAUGGUUAUAUCAUACAUGGUUUACUAUGUCAGACACAACCAAGAAGAAGCCAUAUGCCACCUUGAGUAUCUAAAAUCUCUCCCCAGCAGGCAAGGUGGAAUCAUUAACUCUUAA